Cladophialophora immunda is the source of this 4200-nucleotide messenger RNA. RefSeq lists its product as uncharacterized. The record is from RefSeq and is a predicted model, not a curated record. The transcript has 3 exons. NCBI's taxonomy places the organism in Eukaryota, Fungi, Ascomycota, Eurotiomycetes, Chaetothyriales, Herpotrichiellaceae. Bases 616 to 3741 code for a protein of 1041 amino acids.
CCUCGUCCCUCUCUUUCGUCCCCUUCACCCACCCCUCUCUCCCUCCAUCACUCCCGCCACCCCUCUCGCUAUUCGCCGCUCAACCCCCCCAGUCCACCUGGUGCAUGACCGUUACGGCUGCCCAAGCCUGCUUUUGCACACCCGUUCAGCCCAUAUUGUUCAAAACUCUCCGGCUUUCUGGCGCAGUCGGCCUCACUUUCCCACAGAGCCCAGAUCAGCGCCCGCCGAAAAAGGGGGACAAGAUAAAUCUGGACACGCGCACAACCUUGGGAGGUUCGGCUCGUCCAUCUCCCGUUUCGACCGUCCGCCGCCCCGGUUGCAUGCACCAUCUGAUCCUUCCAGCGCCGUUGUGAAUUGUCACCUGCUGCCAGCUCAACUCGACCGCUCAUCCUCUUCUUGUCUUCCAUCUCUGCCUCUCGCAUCUGUCUCACCUCUUCCUCUUCACCUCUAGACACCAUUUUCGACUUCGAGAAUACGGGUGAAUUCCCUCACGCAAAACCGUCCUCGUUCUUCCCCGCGCGGAUCUGACAAACCGUGCAUGUGAGAACCCCUCCUGACUGCACCUGAUUCAUUUCGACUGCUGCGACCCUCGCUGCUUUCACUCCAAGCCCAAAAAUGGGCUCCGUGUAUCGCGAGAGGUUCGACGACUCCCGAACAUCGGUCUCGUCAGCUCGUCGUGAUGGCGGAUACACGACGGUGAAGCGCUAUGUGGUGAAAGAAGAUGACAGCCGCUCCUCUGUGAGCCGGGACCGGCGGUUUGUCCCCGAACGCGCAGGUGAAAGGGUUGAGGAGACCCGGAUCGUUCGUCGUGAGAUCGACGAGCCCGUGCGCCGUGAAGAACCCCGCUACACUGAGCGUGAAUUGGUCAUCAAGCGCGAGAGAGAUGAUGAGCCUCGGAGAGAUUAUGCCUACGAGACCAGACGGGAAGAACCAGUCGCAGAGAGGGAACUCGUUAUCAGACGCACAACUGAGCGUGAGGACCCUCGUCGAGAUGAUUUCGAGGUGACCCGCUACGACGACCGCAAAGUCGUCGACACCCGCUUCCGAGACGACUACGAGAUGCUUUCACCGCGCGGCUAUGACGAUCGUGAUGUUCAACGAUACACCCGCACCACCGACUACUUCGCUCCUCCACCACCUCCACAAACCAUCAUCAUUCGUCAAGAACCCAUCAUUAUUCGAGAGAGGGUCCGAGACGAUGACUAUCAAAUUGUCCGCAAAUCGGACAUCGACGAAGAACGCAGCAUUGUCCGAAGAGACCCGCCGCCUCGUUCGCCUCGCGGAGAAGAGGACUUUUUCUACGAGAAGAAAGUUAGAGAGCGCAUUGACGACCGCCGCGAUGACGAUGACUACUAUGAGCGCCGGAGUCGACGGCGCUCCGUGAGUCCUCAUGAUUCGGUGUCCCAAAGAGGCCGCGAUUACAGCAGUGAUGACAGCAUGGUCUAUGUUCGCAAAGAGGUCCGCGAGGAAAGCCCUGGCCCUGAGCGUAAACGGGGCCUUGCCGCCGGCGUCCUCGCUGGCGUCGGUGCCGCAGAGCUUCUCCGAAACCACAGCAAAAAGGAAGGUCGCGACGUGUCCCACGGUGUCGGCCGUGUCGGGCGUGAUAUUGGGGCUGGCGCUCUAGGCGCUCUUGCCGCCGAAGGCAUCCACCGUGCAAGGUCAAUGCACCGUAGCCGAAGCCGACACCGCUCCCGAUCCGGUUCCCGACACCGCAGCAGGUCUCGUUCCUCGUCUCCAUCGAAACUGAAGACUCUUGGAGCGGUUGGUCUUGGCGCUGCCGCACUUGCAGCUGCCGCAACUAUUGCGUCCAAGCGCAUGAACAAGUCCAAAGACGAGGGCGAUCGUGGCCGUUCUCGCAGUCGCUCUCGCUCUCGACGCCGGAAGGAGUCUGUUUCAAGCCUUGAAGAUGAUCCAGAUGCGCCGUCCGACGAUGCGCGCAAUCCCAAGCAUCGAAGGAACACGAUUGCAAAGGCCGGUGCCGGUGGCGCUAUCGUUGCAGCCUUGAUUGAACAUGCUAGAAGCAAGUCCAGGGCUAGGGAUGGCAAGGAGCGCUCUCGCAGCCGUAUUAGACAGGCACUCCCCGUUGUUGCUGCUGGGUUGGGCAGUGCUGCGGUCGCCGGGUUAUAUGAGAAACACAAAGCCAAGAAGGAAGCUGAAGAGAUCGCGGACGACCGGCGUCGUGCUCGCUCCAGGUCCAGAAGCAGGGCCAGGUCUGAGCAUGCAUACUACGACGGGCCAGGCCAGGGUGCAGUCAAUGAUCCUGGGCUAAUCGAAUACGGAAACGCGCCAAUGUAUGGCAACAAUUACGGCGCAGAUUACUACGGGAGACCGCCGCCGCCGGAUGGUUACUACUCGAACGCUGUCGUGCCGGCUGCCACAGGUCCAGCAGCAGGUUACGGCGCCCAACGCGGGACCAGAAGCAGAAGCCGGAGUUUGAGUCGCGAACGAGGUGGUCGAAGAUCGUCCCGCAGUUCUAGUUCCUCUCCAGACCGGAGCAGACGCAGGCAUUCGCGAGAUGCCGCAAAGAUGACAGCAGCUGCCGCCGCAGGAGCAAUUGGCGCCACCGAAUAUGAGAAAAGGAAGCAAGAGAGACGUGAACGCCGCGCGCGAAAACGACGAGAAGAGGAAGGAUAUGGUCGCGAUCCUUACGAGGACAACUACCACCCUGGAGGACAAUUUGCCCCGACACCGCCACCGCCUGCUCCCGUCAACGACCCGUACGCAACUCAACAAGGGUUCUACCCUCAAACCAGUCAAUUCCCGCCUCCACCGGGAGCUGUACCUCAACAAUACCCUCCUCAAGCUGGCCCUGCUACUGCCCCAACUGGUGCUGCCCCGUAUCCUCCGCAGAACUACCCUCCCCCGCCGCCGCCUCCCGGUGCUCCGCCGGCUCCUGCUCAACCAUACGAAGCGUAUGCUUCUGGUGCGAACCCUUACGCACCACGUGGUCCUGAAAAUGUGAGUGCUGAGCCGAAUCCUACAUUUGGCAAUCCUUUUGCACCUACUGUUCCCAGUAAUGACCAGAACCAUGUCCCAGAUGGUUUAAAUCGUUCUGCGCCGGCUCCGCCUCCGCCGUCCUAUGGUACACAAGCCCCUUCCUACGAUCCACCUAUUCCCCCGCCUCCAGCUGCCAAUCCUCCGCGCCAGGAAACAUAUCCUCCCCCCACCGGACGAGGUGUUUCUCCUCCACGUUCUCAAUCUCAGCCGCCUCCGUCUAGCCGAAAAAGCGUUCAAUUCGUCGAGACCCCGGAGGUUUCUGAUGCCGCACCGAUAGAGUCCGAAGCAUCAAGUCCCGAACGCCACCGUCACAGACACAAGCAUUCACACUCUCGCGGCUACGAAGCGGAAGAUGACACGGAUUCUACCCCAGAUGACCAACGCCGAAGAAGCCGAGACCACUCAUCUCGAUCGCUUUAUCCAGACUCGGGCGAUACUGGAGAGGCGCGGCAGCAUCACCGACGUCGUCGCUCCCAUGAGCCAAGCUCAUCUCGUGGAGAACCCAGUUCAGGUUCCCGAGGCCCGGGACUCGAACGCGUGACAAGUCCCACUGACUCCGAUGCCACGAUCGAGCUACCGCCCCGCUUCGACGACAAGGGACGGAAGAAGCCGGAGCCUGGCGACGACCCUCUUGCGGACCGCCUCAAUGAAAUCCUUGCAGGAAAAGGAGCAGCUGGCAAGGUGUUUGGCAAUUUCUUGGAUGGGUUGUUCGGGCCGGACGGCAGGAGGAAGCGAAGCAGAUGAACUACCAAGACCUCUUAUGGCAGAGCCCUCGUUGAGCAUUUAGAAAGAAACAUGGUAAACAGACACAUAACGAAUCUCGUUGGUUUUAUGAAGAGGAGGCUUUGGGAGUUUUGGCUGUCUUGACUGGAUCAUGGACUGAUGACGACCACUGAAGCGUGGAAAUUUCUCAAUCAUGAUUACGAAUGUCUAUGAUGAAAUAUAAUCCGAUGAAAACGACACUUGCAGCUACGGUGAUGAAUAUCAAAGGGAUUUGGGCAGACAGGACUUGGACUUUAUGCUCAUGCCAGCCAGUCUCUCACGACUUAUGAUUGUCCUCGGGUCUGGGUUUUGGUUUUAGAUAUCUUCUUGCUCAAGUCAUUUCGCAAUCGAGAUUUCUUCCCCCUUUCUUCAAACAGACGAUGACCGACCGUUCAGACCCAGGCGUGAUUUGGGUUACAGGUGGUUCGUUGCUACCUAGGU